UCUUCCUGCUCUGCAAACCAAACCAAACCAAACCAACGCGGCACAACACAAGUGGCGGUGCAAUGCAAUGCUGCAUCUCUAUAAAACGCGGCCACGGCCUCCAAACCGAGACCAGGAGACCACGAAACUCCAACGGGAAACACGGUGCUAGGCUCGUGAAAAACAGCUCUUUUUGCCAAGAUGAGCGUGGAGAUCCUUGACGGGAGGACGGUGCAGAGCUUCGUGGAGGACGAGCGCGCGUUCAACUCGUCCGUGGACGCCCGGUUCGCGGCGCUGGACGCGGACCGCGACGGCCGGCUCUCGUACGCCGAGAUGGCCGGGGAGCUCAUGAGCCUCCGCGUGCGCGAGGCGCACUUCGGCGACGACGAGCCCGCCGCGGCGGGCGAGCUCGCGGAGCUGUACGGGGCGCUGUUCGCGCGGUUCGACCGCGACGGCGACGGCGCGGUGGACCGGGAGGAGUUCCGCGCCGAGAUGAGGGAGGUCAUGCUCGCCGUCGCCAGCGGGCUCGGCGUGCUACCCGUGCAGAUGGUCGUCGAGGAAGGCAGCCUCCUCAGGUGGGCCGUCGACAGGGAGCUGGGCGGAGCAACUUGAACUGACCAGCUCAGCUCAUGGUCACGCCGUUUCAGUGUCGAUGAGAGUUUCCGCUGUGUUCCGAGUUCUUGAGAGUUUCCGCUGUGUUCCGAGUUCGUAUCAGACUAAUAUUCGUACUUGCAAAAGUAUUUGGAGUGUGCACUUAUUUAUGCACUAAGCGUGUGUAGCAGAGACGGAGCUUCCUUGUGGCCAAGGGGCCAUAGGCCCUCAACAUUUGUGCAAAUAUUUAUGUACUUAGUAAUAUUUUAAACAAUUUUAAUGAUGAAGCUUUAAAUUCGUCAUGUUUAUAUUGUCUAA
This is a messenger RNA of Phragmites australis (common reed), 888 nucleotides long. RefSeq lists its product as uncharacterized. The coding region runs from base 181 to 591 and encodes 136 amino acids. The record is from RefSeq and is a predicted model, not a curated record. The transcript has a single exon. NCBI's taxonomy places the organism in Eukaryota, Viridiplantae, Streptophyta, Magnoliopsida, Poales, Poaceae. Gene Ontology annotation, molecular function: calcium ion binding.